Varanus komodoensis (Komodo dragon) is the source of this 3788-nucleotide messenger RNA. It is a transcript of the gene CAPN10, whose product is annotated as calpain 10. Gene Ontology annotation, molecular function: calcium-dependent cysteine-type endopeptidase activity; ferric iron binding. Bases 198 to 2225 code for a protein of 675 amino acids. Gene Ontology annotation, biological process: iron ion transport; proteolysis; intracellular iron ion homeostasis. Gene Ontology annotation, cellular component: cytoplasm. Lineage: Eukaryota; Metazoa; Chordata; Lepidosauria; Squamata; Varanidae. The record is from RefSeq and is a predicted model, not a curated record. The transcript has 14 exons.
CCGCUUGCUGCCCGGGCAGCGCCAGGCGGGACCGGCCGGGCUGCAGGAGACAUACCAUCUUCCUGCAGAUUCUCCAGGAGGGAGCUGUGAUGUCUGAAAAGAUUGCAGCUUAAGGUGAAAGAGAGAGAACAGAUAUGAUUUAACUCGGAGACCUGCUGUCUCUGAAGAAGCUGCGAAUUCGUUGCCUUCUGCAGAAGAUGCUGGGAGAUAGCCGGGUGCUGUCCAUUCUCGAGGGAGAUCUGUACAAGGACCUCACCUUUCCAGCGAAUGACGACUCUCUCUUUUUUAACUACUCUACCCCACUGGCUCAUUUCCAAGGGGAGAUUUGUUGGCUGAGGCCUCAGGAGAUUUGUUCCACACCGCGAUUAUUUUCGGAUAAUCAGUAUGAGUGGCAAGUCAAGCAAGGGAUGCUGGGAGACUGCUGGUUCCUGUGUGCUUGCGCCGCUUUGCAGAAGAGUAAAUUCCUGCUAGCCAAGGUGAUUCCUCCAGGUCAGCCCUGCUGGAGAGAUGAGAAGUACAGAGGCUGUUUCACGUGCCGCAUCUGGCAGUUCGGGCACUGGGUGGAGGUCACCAUAGACGAUCGCUUGCCGUGCCUUGGGGGCAAGCUCUGUUUCUCCCAGUGCCAGACCGAUGAUGUGUUUUGGCUCCCCCUGCUGGAGAAGGCCUAUGCCAAGGUCCACGGAUCUUACGAGCAGCUCUGGGCAGGCCAGGUUGCAGAUGGUCUUGUGGACCUGACCGGAGGCCUGGCAGAAAGGUGGGCCCUCAAAGACCCAGGCCGAGGCACAGAAAGGGAACGGGCUGGCAAAGUUUUGGAGAAGGCGGUUUUCAGGAGGCUGAUGAACCUGAAGGAGAAAUGCGUGAUGAGCUGCUCUGUCUUUAGCUCCCAGCAAGGUCCCAGCGAGCUGGGGGAGUUCCAUGCCUUCAUUGUGGUCGACAUGCAGGACCUUUCCAAGGUGUCCAGGAAGGAGACGGUUCUUCUGAGGAUACACAACCCCUGGGGCAGACGCUGCUGGACGGGGCCAUGGAGAGAGGGCGGUCCUGGAUGGAGCCAGCUGGAUCCGGUGGUUGCCGCAGAACUGCUGUCCCAGAUACAGGAAGGAGAAUUUUGGGUCGAGGAGGAGGAAUUUUUCACCGAAUUUGACGAAAUCAUUACAGGGUACCCAAUCACUGAAGAAGGGCAGCUUCAGAGCCUUUAUACUGACAGAGUUCUGAGCCAUACCCAGAAACUGUAUGGAUCAUGGGUGCGGGGACAGUCGGCAGGCGGCUGCCGUAACAACAGCACAUUCCCGAUGAACCCCAAGUUCUGGCUGAGGGUCUGUGAGCAGAGCGAGGUGUGCAUUGCUCUCCUGCAGAAGCACCGGAAGUAUAGCACGGAUUGGGCAGGCAGAAUCCGGAGCUGGCCCCGUUUAGUGGAAGCCGAUCAAUCUCUGGCAGAUGGCCUCCGAGGGAAGAAUUACCAUGCCGUGGGACUGCAUAUAUGGAAGGUUGAGAAGAAACAGUUCAACCUUCCAAAGACCCUCUCCGCACCCCCGAUUUCAGGCACAGUUUCUCAUUCCUACAAUCGGGAGGUGCACCUGCAUUGUGACCUUUCUCCGGGGUACUACCUUGUUGUCCCCAGCACCUUUCUGAAUGAUGCCGAGGGAAACUUUUUGCUUCGGGUGUUCUCCAGUGGAAGGAUCUCUCUGAGUGAGAUAAAACUGCCCGCUCCUGAGAACGCUGUCCGUGAAGAGCUCCCGGGAGGCGAGUGGGAGACCGCCCAGUUGGAGGGAUGCUGGCGAAAAGGGCAGAAUGCAGGGGGCAGCCGGAACUUCCCCUCCUUCCACACCAAUCCCUGUUUCCCCCUGACUGUUCCAGCAGGUGUGGGACAGAGAGGCCUCAGGGUUGCCCUGCGCCAGCACUGCCCAGACAACAAGUGCCGCCCAAUUGGGUUUCAUAUCUUCCAGGUUCCCAGUGAUAACAACAAUGUGACACCGCUGCCAGCGUCUUUCCUGCACUUGGAGCCAGUGGUUAGCUGUGUACCUCACUGCUACUCCCGAGAAGUAAGCCAGCUGUGCCAACUGCCUUCUGGACAUUAUGCCAUCGUUCCAUCGACAUACUUGCCUGAUACGGAGGGCACCUUCACAGUGAUUGUAGCCACCAAAAUAGACAGAAAAAGCAUUCAGAGCAAGGAAACCUUAGGGCAGAGGCUGCAAGAGGUCACCUUUAAAGCUGUGAUGAAAGUGUAGUUUGACACUGGGACUUCCAACACGGGGGAAGCCGGAUGGAGUCUGGGAAGAGGCAGAGCUGCUUUCGUUUUGGACUGAGAGCAUCCGAACGAACGUCGGGCCCAGUGGCUUCCAUGGGCACAGACACAUCUGUCAUCAGGCCCUCUUAUUUGAACCCCUUUGUAAAAACAAUUGGACUGCGAUCCCAGGCUGUCUUCCUCUGUUUUUAAGAGCACACGCCAUGAACUUCAGCCUCUGCCGAGAUCUUGUGCGGUGUUUCAUGCACAUCACCCUGUGCACAUCUGCCGAUCUUCCUCCCAUCUGACCUGCCUCCAGCAUCUUUGUCCUGUGCAUGCACUCUGUCCCGAACGGUCCCCAUGCUGUGAUGGUGAAUCCUUUUGCCCUUUAUACGUGUGUGUGCGUGCGUGCGUGUGUUCUCCUUGUGAAAACCAGUGGUGGAGAGGAAUAAAUUGACCAAGCGGCUUUCGAAAGCCAUUGUAGGGAAAGAAAGGAACCGCUUCCAAGAAGGAAAGCCUUUUAAAAAGUGGAAUACUGGAAUUUGUGUCCCACCAGACAAGCCAGCCACAUUUUCCGUUUCACCCAUGCCAGCUCCUACGAGGCCCGGCUUGCACAGAGCUGAACGCAGCUCUCUGGGCGCUUGCUUUGGUGGGCCAGGUCAGGCAAUAAACGCGGGACGUUUAUUGAGCCUCGGGUCGAGCAGGUGCCGCGUGUGGCUCUUGGACUGUGUUUGGCAGGGCAGGGCACUGGCCGUCCGGUUUGCUUUGGCCAUGUGCAACUCCUGCCCAAGGUCCUUUCCUGCUUUUGAUCCCGGAUGAAACCUCUCCCCUUCCCAGCUUAAUGCUCCAGCUGUCCUCUUGAGAAGAAGAAUCAAGUGAAGGAAAAUAGACAGACAUAAAAGCAUAGGAGCCAGGCAUCUGGGACAAGCCGAUCUAACCAGGCCCUGAGCUAGGCUGCCCACCUGGUGGCGUCCUUCAGCUUCUCCAAAACGGGAUAAAUGUGGCAUUUUCCCAGCUUCCUACCUAACCUUCCGCAUUUCCUGCAAGCAUCCACCAUCUCCUGACUGCGGAGCUCCUCUUCUCUUCCCUUGGCUGUACAGGCACCCUAAUGUCCCCCCUUGAUGCAGACACUGGGUUCAGUGGAGGUCUGAACAAGCGGUCCCCCCAGAACGUCAGCAUCUCCUGCCAGAUGAUGGGGUUUAGUUGUCCACGUCGUGGUACCCAUGGUCAAGGCCGCUCUUGCGAUGGCUGCUGCACAGCCUUUCUCAGUAUUUAUUUAUUUAAAUUGAACUGAUCUCUUUGGAAAGAAUGUACGGCCCUUAUUUCAGGAGAACGUGAGGCAGAAAGGGAGCGGAUACUAGGAAAGUUUUUGGUUUUAGCUGGUGGGGUGGGGCAAAAUUACUUGUGAUGUCCUUUUAGGGGAGCUUCUGCUUUUAAGAUCAUUGUUUCUGGGGUUGCCUCUUCUAGGUGCUGGAAACUAUAGUCCAUAUUGAGGUUUACCUUCCCCCACCCCACAUUUCCUGGGAAAACAUUUCUUUGAGAUUUUAAAACACUGCAAUUUUUUUUA